This is a messenger RNA of Oncorhynchus gorbuscha (pink salmon), 4722 nucleotides long. Its product is annotated as cytoplasmic dynein 1 light intermediate chain 2-like. Gene Ontology annotation, biological process: microtubule cytoskeleton organization; microtubule-based movement. The record is from RefSeq and is a predicted model, not a curated record. Bases 39 to 1523 code for a protein of 494 amino acids. Gene Ontology annotation, molecular function: dynein heavy chain binding. Lineage: Eukaryota; Metazoa; Chordata; Actinopteri; Salmoniformes; Salmonidae. The transcript has 13 exons. Gene Ontology annotation, cellular component: cytoplasmic dynein complex; centrosome.
CCAAGUCGCGCCUCUCUCUUUGUGGCUGUAGAAAGAAGAUGGCUCCCGUUCUGGAGAAGAAGUUCCUGGGCGCAGCCGGGGCAGGCGACACUAUGGAAAAUAGCAACGAAGACGAGGAAGGACAAAACCUCUGGACUUCAAUUCUCAGUGAGGUUUCAACACGUUCAAGUUCUAAGUUGCCAUCCGGGAAGAACAUAUUGGUGUUUGGUGAGGAUGGGUCAGGAAAGACAACGAUUAUGGCAAAACUCCAAGGAGCAGAGCACAAUAAGAAAGGAAGAGGCCUGGAGUAUCUGUAUCUGAACGUCCACGAUGAGGACAUAGAUGACCUUACACGCUGUAACGUGUGGAUCCUGGAUGGGGACUUGUAUCACAAAGGCCUGCUAAAGUUUGCAGUAACAGCAGAGUCGCUGAACGACAGCUUGGCAGUGUUUGUGGCAGACAUGUCAAGACCCUGGACCAUCAUGGAGUCGCUCCAGAAGUGGGCCAGCGUGCUGCGUGAUCAUGUGGACAAGCUCAAGAUCCCCCCGGAGGAGAUGAGAGAGAUGGAGCAGAGGAUGGUGAAGGCUUUCCAGGAGUACACAGAGCCGGAGGGAGCCGAACCAGCCUCUCCCCAGAGACGGGCUCCCCCAGCAGGGGGGGAUGACGAGGGCGUGGUGCUACCGCUCGGGGAAAACGUACUCACACACAACCUGGGCAUUCCAGUGCUAAUAGUUUGCACAAAGUGUGAUGCAGUCAGUGUUUUAGAGAAGGAGCACGACUUCCGAGAGGAGCACUUCGACUUCAUUCAGUCCCACAUCCGACGAUUCUGCUUACAGUAUGGAGCUGCAUUGAUUUACACCUCUGUCAAAGAGGAGAAGAACAUGGACCUCCUAUAUAAAUACAUAGUGCACAAAAUAUAUGACUUCCAGUUCACCACGCCUGCCUUAGUGGUGGAGAAGGAUGCUAUUUUGAUUCCAUCUGGAUGGGACAAUGAGAAGAAGAUUGGAAUUCUGCAUGAAAAUUUCACAACGGUGAGACCUGAAGACCCCUUUGAAGACUUCAUCAUGAAGCCUCCAGUACGAAAGCUGGUUCAUGAUAAGGAGGUCAACGCGGAGGACGAGCAGGUGUUCCUUAUGAAGCAACAGUCUUUGCUGGCCAAGCAGCCGGCCACACCAACAAGAGGAUCAACAGAAUCUCCUGGACGAACCGCUUCUGGCUCGCCUCGACCCACUGGCCGUACAGGCCCUACCAACGUGGCCAGCGUCUCGCCAAUGACCUCUGUCAAGAAACCUGACCCCAACAUGAAGGGAGCAGCAGCAAACGAGGGAGUGCUGGCCAAUUUCUUUAACAGCCUUUUGAGUAAAAAGACUGGGUCCCCUGGGAGUCCAGGCACCGGAGCUGCAGGAGCAGGAUCUCCAGGAUCAGUCAAGAAAACAGGGCAGAAGCCGGUUUUGACUGACGUCCAGGCAGAGUUGGAUAGAAUGACUCGCAAACCGGACUCCAUGGUUACAGCUAACAACACACCGACAGAGAACGAAGCGUGAACGCAACAACAGCAUUGUCCACUGCAAAUACUCUGGAAAACAAACACACACAAGCAUAAAAAAAACCGAAAUAUGACCAAAUUCCCAAUGUGUAUAUCAGUCAGCAGACAGUAGUUUUGCCAAAUGAAUUUGAUAUGCGAUCAGAUAUUUUUGGUUAUUUUGGUAAGAUGGGGAAAGAACAAAAGGUGGAGGUUUGGAGGAGGAGGAAGUUGAGGACUUGGCUGUAUCUAUCCUUAUUACUUCAAUUGUAAUUGUUUUUUUUGUAGUUUUUUUUUUUUGCAAGGGAUGUCCGGUUCAGUAAUGCGUGCACACUCCUUGGGGGGCAGCCAAAUCCCCUGGUCAGCGAGCCCUCCGUUAGCUAGGGGAUACACCCUCCCUCACAAGCUUAAAGAGUGGAAAAGUGCUGCGGCCUCUUGUUCAGCUAAUCUUAUGGAAGGAAAGCGGUUGUGAUAAGAACAAUUAAACCCUAAAUAUAUUCAUUUAAAAAAAAUGAAAUACUUGCAAGCGUAUGUGGUAUGUACAAAAAAAAGAAAAGGUUAUAGAUAUGAUACUGGUGUAUUUAUAUAAAAAUCUUUAUUUUCUAUUUUUUUCUGCACUGUUUGCGAUUUAGUAAAGGGUUUAGAUAGCUAUAUCUCAUAACAUGUUAAACUCCACUGAUGUCAUGACACUAAUGUGACAAAUACAGAUAGCUGAUAGCAAACAGUGGCCUGCCCACAAAAUGGCAGGUCCAACUAGUCACCUAAGGAUUCUGUAAAUAUCAAUGAAAUUGCAAUUCAAGCUUUUGGUCUUAUUUUGUACAAAAAUGCAAUUCUUUCACAAUAUUGUGAAGAAAUGUCUGGGAUAAAAUGAGCAUUGUUGGGAUUGGCAAGUGUAGAAUUAGCAAGGAACACUUUUGGCUAGAGGUGUUUUGGGGGCAGCAUCUUUCCUACUAUAACUCCCAAGUGCCUGGCACAGUAACUGUUUGUGUCAUAGUGGAGCUGCUUGUCUACUUAAAGAGGAAAUGCACUGUAUCACCAACGGCAAAAAGUUGUCCAUUUGGUCAUUUCAAGUAAUUUAUUUUGUUAAUUUUUUUUGUAUAACAAGUCUGUGGUCUUUGCAUAAGGUUUCAAAAGAAAUGUAGCUGACAUUGUUCACUUGAGUAAUAUUGAGAUUGCCUUUCAUUAUAUAAACUGUAAAGGUAUCUAGAUGCAGAUUUUUAGAAGUGACCAUAAGUUUAGAGUAUUUGUUUCCCCCAGAUGAACACUUGCAUCGUUUAAACCACUCACUUGCGUGGCCAAAUCAAAAGGAAAUCAAAUACUACGGUUUUAAUGAAAUGGGUUACCCUUAAAAAGGAAAUUUAGCUCUGUUCUUUUUCAGUUUAAAGUGUUUUUAUACAAGCUGUAUGGCAGGUCAGGUUAAACAUUCCCGAUCUCUACAUGAUGUCGGUGUAAAAAUCGUGGCCCAGUAGGAAAUUGCAAUGUCCACAGAUCUUUUGUGUAAUCUUCAGUGCCCAUUUGCAAUGUUGACUUUUUGCCUUCAGUGUACAUACAGUUCACAAUUUGUCCAUCUGUGCACCCUGCCUUCACUCAGGGUAGAUCUUAGUCAAUAUUAUCAGCCUUUGCUUGUGUCCUUAGUAGUUAAUUUUUUUUGUCCUAGUUCUGCCAAUGAUUUUGUUAGUUACAUCCACUCUACUGUACCAUAUCAAAUCAUUUGUAAAAAAUCGUAAGAUUAUUUGAUUAAUCACAAAUAACUAGAUGAUCACACAAAUCUACCUACAGUCUUAGCUAUGGUUAAUUUGCAGAUCAGCAAUUGUAACAUCGGUUUAAUAAACUGUAAGAGCAGCUACUUGGCUUUUAAAACCACCUAUAACAACAACGGAAACUACAUAGAAUUGGAACCUGGAACCAAAGAUGCAGCAAUCCAUGUGUUCUGUUUGUGUAGAAUAGUCUGGUUUGAUUCCCAGGUGACCAUCUCCCCUGGCCUUGCGUGGAACACCUGUCAUUCCAAAGUACAUUCUAAGGUGGUCCAUAUACUUACUUGAGUUGCCAGGCUAACUUUUUUUUUGCUCUGUAAGGGGGAAAAAAAACAAGACCUAGAGGUGUGUAGUCUACUUUAUUUUGUGUUAAGUAAUCUGUUGUAAGAAUAAGAACUGGCUGGAUUUUGAUUCCAUUUUUCUUAUCUUCAUUGGGCAGAAAUUUGCAUCUAAGAUCUGUUGCUGAAAUACAAGCACAAUAUUGUGACAGGAAGGAAGGAGUAUUAAUCUUAUGUUGAAAUAAUCACUUUCAUUGGGAGAGUUGUAGUGAACCCCCAGAUGUUAUUGUUUAAACUAGAGAAUGCAUACUCUUCUACCUGCCUGCGUAGAACGUGUAAUGAUGAAUUACAAGUAUAAUGUACUUAAUAUUGCGUUCAUAUUUUUGGGAUUAGCAGUAUAACGAACAUGUCCCUGGCAGUCAAAUCUGCUCCAGACUUUUAAAGCUAGACAUUUUUGGAGAUUUUAAGAAAAUAUCUAAAUAAACUCAAAUGCAUGUCAAUGCUCCUUAGGUCUUUAAUGUGCAUUUCUGGUACACCUGUCCAUUGCAGCACAUCUCCUUGGUAUUUUUCUGUUAGAUUUUUCUGCACAACAAUGGUUGUUUUUUGCAAGCAUUACUUUGUGUAAAUGAUAUAGGACAUAUCUUUAGGGUGGUAAACAGCCUAGAAAUUCAUGAACUAGUUCACUCCUCUGAUGUUUGUCUCCACAUAGUUACUAUACAUCUGCAUUAGCCAAACAGACAUUUGUAUGUUUGGCUAGUACAUCACGCUGCUUGAUUUCCAAACUGCAAGUUUUUGAUGAUUUGGAUAUCAUUUUUUUCCCAAGGUUAAGUUAAAAGCGACUGCUCUAUACAUCAUCUUAGUGCUAUGCCUUCAGCCCUUGAAAAUAUACACAUAUAGGAGAUUUAAAAGCUUUUGCUUCCAGUCCUUUUUAUUCGGGAUAUAAAAACCUUUUAACCACAUGGAGUACUGUGUUUGUGCCCUGGACAUAUUCCGUGUGAUUGUAUGGCUUUAACGUGAUGCAGCCAUGUGGUAUCUCGCUUUUUGUGCCGACAAAGAUAAGGAAAAGUGUCUGUCAGCCCUGGCUUCAAUAAAACAAAGAAUCCAGACUUUUGUUACAUUUUUGUAUCCCUUUGUCUCAAAUCAUGAUAAUGUGUGUCAAGAAGGCAAGUAAAAUCCAUGGUGAAUAUUG